AUGAGGAAUGCGAAGAAGUUGUUCUCGGCGUUGCCUUUUGUCACCCAAGGUGCGCUUACAAGGCCCACGACAAUCCAUCCAUGGCUCGACCCUAUCGUCUUUCCAACUCUCCUCAUCGUAAUUCUGUUGUCUCUGGUUCGUAGAUCGGCGAAUCGUCGCGCGAAGAGCUCUGGCUCAGCGCAUGGGUACAUCUUUCAAGCCGAUGUCCACCAUGCACGCUUCUUGCCGAUCCAAUCUCGACAUCAAUUCCGGUACACAACGCUAUACUACGCUGUGGAAUUGACUGCGUUAGAGACCGGCCGCAUAGAUGGAAGGCUCGCCUUCUCAUGGAGAGGGAUGCUUAAUCAAGGCAGAGAUGGCCGUCGACUCAGCAGUAAGAGAACGAUCACUGCAAUCAAGCCGGCGAAUUAUCUUCGACUCAACUUCCCUGAUCUCGUUGCAUCGCGCCCGUCAGCAACGAGAGCAGACCGGAUACGGACAGUUGAGUCCUCCAUACUGCUCAAGUUAGCGUAUGAAUUGCGAGAUCAAGGCUUCUUGCCAAUCGGGCCACAAGAUGAAGAUGCUCCACUAGACUCGUGGCGAGAGCACAUUGGCCAAGUCUGGGCUGUGACCAUGCCCAGCUACUUUGGCUUCAACGGAAUCAACCCACUGACUGUAUACUACAUGUACAGACCAACACCCGGGUCAUCUGCGGAGCGCGGUUCACUCUGGCUCGUUGUGUUAGAAGUGCACAACACAUUUUCCGAACGACACGUCUACAUCCUGCAAACCGGUGCCAAGGAAGAUCCGCAGAAUCAGCUGCGAAUAGGCUAUGAUCAUCAGUGGACUUUUCCUCGUUCAUUCCAUGUCAGUCCAUUCAAUGAUCGUGGUGGUUACUACAGACUUUUUAUACGCGACUUGUUUCGAGGUGGCCCGCACAUCGGACCUGAUUUGGAUAUCCGAUUGCUCCUCUUGAUCCGUCCUGAAGGCGAAUCUACAGGAACAAACUCGGCUGCCGGACCUGCGUCGUUACGGAAAAAGCUCCUUGCCACGCUCGCCUGCCAUCCCAACACUUCUGGUGGCGCUGAGCCGCUUUGCACGACCAAUCUGCUCUUUGCGUUGGCCAAGCAGCCGUUCUCCCUCUUCCUCACCUUCCCACGAAUUUUGUACGAAGCAGGGAAGUUGCAUUUCCGUUAUCGCCUCGAUGCGUUCGGCCGUCCAGAUAUGCAAGAGCCGCUCUCUGCAUCGUCGGCAGCGCCUCGCGCGACGGAGUGGAACGGCGUGGGAUGGCCACCAUCACUCAACCCUGUCGAGCAACACCGCGGCGCUGUGGCAUCCAAUAUCCGCACGGAGACGCUCAAAGGCGGCAUCCUCUGGCCCGAAGCCUCGGGCGCUGAAAAGGCGUGCAAAGCUCGUGUUUUGGCAUUCGUGCAAAAACGCGUUCAACUCGACCCCUCUCUCUCGAUUCGAGUUGUUAGCGCCGACCCGAGCGAGCCUCCAAUAUUAGUAGCGGGCAGCAGCAGCACAGCAGAGAGGGAAGAUCAACUCACCAUCUCCAUUCGCUCAUUUGCGUUCUACACGGAUAUGCUUCUAUGGCCUGAUGCGGAGACAGCGCUGCUUGUCGGCUCGAUCACAGCGCGACGCUGGGGCGUGAACGAUCAAGGAGCCUUCAAGCGCUUUUUUAGGUCGCUCACACCCGGUGGCGCCCUCUCUGCUGCCGCUGCGGGACAAACCAAGGCAAGCGCAUCUCAGCGCGUCAGACAGCGUUUCUGGAAGUGGGCGCUUGGCUGUGCUAACCAUCUCAGUGAACGCCAGCGCGCUGCAUUUGAAGCGCGUGUCCAGCAAAACAAGCAGCAUUGUUGGACGCUGUGGCAGAUUAUGUUAGCUAGUAAAGCAGAGAAAUGGGUGUUUGAGAAGGUCGGCGCGCGGUACGUCCUCGGAACCGAGCCUUGGCUGGAGCUGGGGAGGGCUCUGCUACUGCAGUCGGAGUCGCAAGGGGAAGGGAAGGGUGUGGGGCCAUUGUGCGGGUCUGACAGCGACGUGCCCUUGCAGCCUGCUGCGUCACUCAGCGAACAGGCACCGCACAGUUUUCCAUGUACAGAUGUCUUGUUUGCGUCCACGAAGGCAAUGAGUUAAUCUGACAUGGAUUUCCCUAGCACCCUGCGCGUCUGUUCCUCCCACUUGUGCAACCAAUCGCGCAUCUCUUCCCUGCUCAUGCCAUCGCAAUCGACAUAUUCGCCGCCAUAUAACUUGGUGGCCUGCAUCUCGGCGAGUCGGCAGGCGUACGGCGCAAGCAUGGCGGAUGUACAUGUGAGACGCGAUGGUGCGCGCGCGUAGGUUGGGAUGUAAGCAUUUCGUGUCAAGCGGACGGCACGCGUGCGGACGAUCUGGUUCACCGCCGUCGCUGCCGUCAUUACGUCUACCGUCUGCGCUGGACGCUCAUGAACAUCGCGAUCGCGCCCAUGGUCGGGAUGAAGGUCCGCAGUGGUGGGGCGAAAGAAUGUCGACGAAUAAACAAAUUGACGCUU
Tilletiaria anomala UBC 951 is the source of this 2507-nucleotide messenger RNA. RefSeq lists its product as uncharacterized. The transcript is spliced from 2 exons. NCBI's taxonomy places the organism in Eukaryota, Fungi, Basidiomycota, Exobasidiomycetes, Georgefischeriales, Tilletiariaceae. The record is from RefSeq and is a predicted model, not a curated record. The coding region runs from base 1 to 2115 and encodes 704 amino acids.